AUGACGGCAGUUAGUCGAGCGACAGAAUUGGGAAAAUUGGUGACGAGGCUACAGCAAGAGAGAUCUGAAGUGGCUUUCUUCAUUUUCACCAAUGGCAGCACUUUGAGGUCGAAUUUAUCCCAACGUUUUUCGGGUACAAACAGAGCGAUAGAUCAGAUGGGAUCACUACCAAUGUUGGUGUUCAAGAACCGGUCAAAACCGGUUGAUGGGGACGCAUUCAGAACUGAACUAGAAGAGUUAAGGGCUGGUAUAAACGCAGGCACUUCAAUGACAGAAGCUGUGGAAUGGUAUACGAAUGCUAACGCUGCUCUGCUCAGCCACCUCACGAAGGAGAUCAAAGAUACAGAUAGCAGUACAAUAUGGAGGUAUCUUGUUGGUUUCAAGAACUUGCUGAGAAGUAUCGAGUGCAAAGGCAUUGGUUCGGUGUUGGGCAUCAACUAUUUUGCGAGAGGUUAUCUUCAGCCAAAAGCUUACGAAAGAUAUAUCGCCCAUAUGGUCUUGGGACGAGACCUAUUGGACAACACAUUGAAUCUGGUGCCUUCCCUCAUUCCUCUACACAAGGACAUUAAAGAAGACAGUCAUGAAUACCAGGACUUGGAGAAGAAAAACCAACAGAUAGUCGACAAUAAGCACCAGGAUGGUAGUGUAGCUGAUGCAAUAGAGUACUUUGACCAGACUGCAACCUUCCUAGACAAGCUGAGAGCAGUGCAGAAGCAACUAAGGGAGUACAUAAGGGAUGGCGUAACGGUUAGUUUGACUGAAGCCCGAAGGUCGGAGGUGGUUUGCGCAGGAAUCCUUAUCCUGGUAUGCGUCGUCUCUCCAAUCAUCAUCGUGCUGGUCAGAAACGCUGUGAAUACCAUACAGGUAUACGCAAGUAAUUUGGCUGAAAAGGCUCGGGAAUUGGAAUACGAAAAAGAACUAAGUGACUCCUUACUGUACCAGAUGCUGCCUCCAAGUAUAGCUAAACAAUUGAAACAAACACAGCAGGUCCCAGCUGAAUUUUUCUCUUCAGUGACUGUGUACUUCAGUGACAUAGUUGGGUUCACCGCAAUUGCAGCUGUAUCUACACCGUAUCAGGUGAUAAGUUUCCUGAAUUCAGUAUACAAGUUGUUCGAUGAGAAAAUUGAAUGUUAUGAUGUGUAUAAAAUCGAGACGAUUGGAGAUUCGUACAUGGUGGCUUCUGGGUUACCUGUUAGAAAUGGCAACAAGCAUGCGACAGAAAUAGCGAGUAUGGCGUUAGAGCUGCUGGAAGCGACAUCUAUGUGCAGGCUUCCUCAUCGACCCGAUCAGACUUUAUGCAUGCGAAGUGGGAUCCACAUGGGGCCUUGUGUCGCUGGUAUUGUGGGAAGUAAAAUGCCUCGUUACUGUUUAUUUGGUGACACGAUUAACACUGCAAGUAGAAUGGAGAGCACUGGGGAACCGAUGAAGAUUCAAAUAUCGGAUGAUGUGAAAAAGGCUCUAGAUAAAACAGGACUUUUCCUAACGGCUCCUCGGGGCGUGGUUGAUGUCAAGGGCAAAGGCGAAAUGUCCACCCAUUGGCUGGAAGGCAGGAUUGGACCUUCUCCAGAGCGGCCAACGACUACAUCUCUGGACUGCACACCAAGCUUCUUAGCCAGGAUCCAUUCUCAAAGAUCUCCCAGAUACCAAUCUGGAAAACCGAGGAUACAAUAA
Messenger RNA from Spodoptera exigua (beet armyworm), 1671 nucleotides. Lineage: Eukaryota; Metazoa; Arthropoda; Insecta; Lepidoptera; Noctuidae. The record is from the annotation of a GenBank genome assembly.